Molecule: messenger RNA, 1440 nt
Organism: Tilletiopsis washingtonensis
Lineage: Eukaryota; Fungi; Basidiomycota; Exobasidiomycetes; Entylomatales
Exons: 2
Coding region: 26-1420 (464 amino acids)
Biological process (GO): maturation of SSU-rRNA
Cellular component (GO): 90S preribosome; nucleus
Source: RefSeq, a predicted model, not a curated record
CACCGCCAUUCCCUCACCUCGCACCAUGCCUCGCACCGCGCCCGUCGCCGCGCCACAGGCGGCCAGCAGCAGCAGCGGCAGCAGCUCUGGCAGCUCGAGCAGCAGCAGCAGCGCCGACAGCGAUGCAGAGCUCGCCGCCGCACCUGCGUCCACACGCUCGCUCUCGGACGCAGAGCAGGCGGGCGACGACGACGAAGAGGACGAAGACGACGACGAGGCCGCACAGGCGCAGGCUGACGCAGACAGAGAGCGGCGCGCGCAGCAAGCGGACCGCAAGCUCGGCACGAAGCUCCACCACCUCUUCCGCACCGUCGCCGCCGCCGUGCGCCGCGCCCGCACGCACGAGCUGCAGCGCCAGAUCAAGCGCCUCAAGCCGCUCGCCGCCGGGAGCGCCGAGGCGCGCGCUGCCGAAGACGAGCUGGCGGCGCUCAAGGCGCUGCUGCCCGAGCCGCUGGCCGCGCGCGCGCUGCGCUCCAAGCUCGUCAAGGCCAAGCUGCUGCCGCGCGGCACCGCGCCCGACGCUGCCGAGUUCCCGCUGCUGCGCCACAUCGAGGCGCACGAGGCGCUCGCCGCUGCGGGCGCCGCUGCUGCAGCCACGGGCGCCGCCGGCAAGGUCGAGGCGCGCUUGCUGAGCAACAAGGGCCUCGCCGACGACGUGCUGCACGCCGUCGACGCGCUGCGUGCCCUUGUGCGGCCCGACGAGGUGCGCGCGCCGCCCAAGGCUGCGGCUGCGGCGCCGAGCGAGCCGCGCGGGGACAAGGGCAAGGGCAAAGAGCAGGCGCCGCCGCCGCCGCGCGCCGCGCCGGGCUUCGUGCCGCUCGGCGAGGCCGGCCUGCUCGAGCGCGAGUGGUCCGGCGAGGAGGACGAGGGCGACGAAGAGGUCGAGGACGAGGCAUCCGGCUCCGAGGACGAGCAGUCGCAGGACGGCGAGAGCGACGUCGACGAGGCCGAGGCGGCGCGGCGCGUCGCGGCGCUCGGCGACCUGAGCCGCUUCGACGCCAUGCUCGGCGGCGCAUCCGACGAGGAGGAGAGUGCGGACAGCGCGGCGAGCAGCGAGGCCGAAGGCUCGGCGCGGCCAGCGGCGCGGCAGGCGGCCUCUGCGGCAGCGGCAGAGCCCAAGAAGCGCAAGCGCAGCGCCUCGCCGGCCGCCAGCGCCAAGGCCGGCAAGGCGGCGAAGAAGGGCAAGGAGAAGGCGGGCGCAGAGAUGGAGCCGCUCACGGUCGGCAGCAGCACGUUCCUGCCGUCGCUCUCGAGCGGCUUCGUCAGCGGCCGCGGGCUGCGCCUCGGCAAGGACGGCGACGACUUCAGCGGCAGCGAGGGCGAGCUGAGCGAGAUCGACGAGGACGCCGAGGAGCGCGGCAAGGACGGCAAGAAGGUCGAGCGCAAGAACAGGCGCGGACAGCGCGAGCGGCGCGCGUGAGUGGCCGUGGUUGGAGCGAG